CUUCAGCAAGGAUUUUAGUAUACAUUACCAUCUUCUUCAUGACCUAAGUUCUACACCCACCAUUUCAAGAACACGUCAAUGGAGGUUUAUCCCAUGCUUCUGUUAUUCUCCAGCACCAUAUUCUUUUUCUUGUCAAGUUCUGCUGCAGUAGAUACAAUAUCUGCAAAUCAACCAAUCAAAGAUGGCAAGACUAUUGUUUCAGAUGGCAAGAUGUAUGAACUGGGGUUUUUUAGCCCUGGAAAGUCUACGAAUCGAUACCUGGGGAUAUGGUACAAAAAGAUAUCAACGGGUACAGUUGUGUGGGUCGCUAACAGGGAGACUCCAAUUAGCGAUACAUCUGGCGGUUUUGAAGUUGAUAGACAAGGAAACCUGCUGAUUCGCAGUGGAAGUAAUACGGUGAUCUGGUCAUCAAAUACGCCAGCAUCUGUCAGGAAUGCUAGUCCUGUGGCACAACUUCUAGACAGUGGAAAUCUUGUCGUGUGGGAUGAAAGUAGCACUAAAGAAAACCCCAUCUGGCAAAGCUUUGACUAUCCUGGUAACACGUUGCUACCAGGAAUGAAACUAGGGAAGGAUUUAGUAAAAGAAAGAGAGUGGUCUAUAACCACCUGGAAGAGCCCUGAUGAUCCUUCUAUAGGUCUGUAUAAACUCAGGUUAGACGCAAAUGGAUAUCCGCAGGUAUUUGUGGGAGAAGGUCAAGUUGAUAACUUUAGGCUUGCACCAUGGAAUGGUGUUGGGUUUCGGGGCAUUCCUGUUGAAAACACGAAUCCAAUUUACUCCGUAGAGUUUGUUGUCAACCAGAAGGAAAUAUAUUAUAGAUAUGAACUAAUAGGUUCAGUUUUUCAAAGGAUAAUUGUGAUGUCGGAUGGCAUCCUACUGCAUAUGAGUUGGAUCAAUCGAACCCAACAAUGGGUCGUGUAUGGAAGUAUAGCUGUUGAUAGCUGCAGUCAGUAUGGACGUUGUGGUCCUUAUGGGAGCUGCUUCAUCAAAACCUAUCCCCCUUGCAGUUGUAUGGAAGGUUUUGAAGUAAAAGACCCUGAAGAAUGGAAUGUCGGAGAUUGGUCAAGUGGGUGUCAACGUGAAACGCCAUUGGAUUCUGGGAGUAGUACUGCAGGGGAUGACUUCCAGAAAGUUUCAGGUAUGAAGUUCCCAGACACAAGACGUUCAUGGUUCAACGUGAGCAUGUCCCUUGGAGAAUGUGAGAUGGCAUGCAGAAGUAAUUGCUCUUGUACAGCUUAUGCAAAUUUAGAUAUCAGAAACGGGGGAAGUGGAUGUUUGCUAUGGUUUGAUGAGUUAAUGGACAUGGGAGAGCACGAUGAUCCUCAAGAACUUUACAUACGAUUGGCAACCUCUAAGUUAGCAGGUCAAUCCAGCUUCGACCAGAAGAAUGGAGUAUUGACUAUUGUGCUGUGUGUUUCGUCAGCUGCACUCCUAUUGUGUGCAGUAGUAUAUGUCUACAGAAAGAAAAAGAAAAUGCCUCACAAGCAACGGCGAGAAAAUGCACAUAUCCUUAAUUAUGAGGAUGAUACCGGUUUUCAGAUGGAAAACCUUGAUGAGUUACCAUUUUUUAGCCGGCAUAAAAUAGCAAAGGCUACCAAUAACUUCAGCAGUGAUUAUAAUUUAUAAGAUUGGAGAAGGUGGUUUUGGUCCAGUUUACAAGGGUGUGUUGGAAGACGGACAAAUAAUAGCUGUAAAGCGGCUAUCAGAAACAUCCGAACAAGGGCUUGAUGAGUUCAGGAACGAAGUCAUUUGUAUUGCCAAACUACAACAUCGGAAUCUUGUGAAGCUCCUUGGAUAUUGCAUUCAUGGAAAUGAAAAGUUUUUGAUUUAUGAAUAUAUGGAUAAUAAAAGCUUGGACUCCUACUUGUCUGAUGAAACCAGAAGUUCAAUGCUUGACUGGCGUCAACGCUUUGGCAUUAUCCGUGGUAUUGCUCGAGGUAUUCUUUAUCUACAUCAGGAUUCUUGCCUUCAAAUCAUCCAUAGAGAUAUCAAGGCAGGCAAUGUCUUGUUAGAUAGUGAAAUGAAUCCAAAAAUAUCUGAUUUUGGGCUUGCUCGAAAGUUUGUUGGACAAGAUACCAUGGCUAAGACAAUGAAGGUGGUCGGAACAUAUGGUUACAUUUCUCCCGAGUAUGCAGUCCAUGGGAGAUUCUCUACAAAGUCAGAUGUAUUUAGCUUUGGAGUUCUAGUGUUGGAGAUUGUGAGUGGAAAGAAAAAUAGAGGGUUCUCUCAUGAAGGUCAAAGUGACAAUCUUCUUGGGCAUGCAUGGAGACUCUAUAUAAGAGGACAAGUCUAUUGAACUCGUGAAUGCAUCUAUAUGCAAAUCAUGUGUCGCCUCUGAAGUACUACGGUCAAUACAUGUUGCAUUAUUAUGCGUGCAACAUCAUGCAGAAGAUAGACCAACUAUGUUGUCAGUGGUUUUGAUGCUAACUAGUGAUUGUGUAUUGCCUCCACCUAAAGAACCCGCUUUUUGGAGUGAAGAAAAUUGCCAUCAACUUGGCUUUGUUUCAUCGAUGGAUGAAUACAUGCUAACACUAUUGUAUGCUACAUAGAAAGAAAACAUGUGUGUAUGCCAUAUUUACAAAUACCCGAUGUCCACAAAUCUACCCAUCUUCACCUUUUCUUUUUAUUUUUCCGUUAAAUAUAUCUUCAUCAUAUGUUUUGUAUGUAUCAUAUAAUAGUGUUGGCAUUAUGUUAUAACCGCAAUCACACUUUAAAGAAAAAUCUGGAUCUACCUAUCAUAA
Messenger RNA from Lactuca sativa (garden lettuce), 2738 nucleotides. RefSeq names its product G-type lectin S-receptor-like serine/threonine-protein kinase At4g27290. The record is from RefSeq and is a predicted model, not a curated record. Gene Ontology annotation, molecular function: ATP binding; protein serine/threonine kinase activity. Gene Ontology annotation, biological process: recognition of pollen; protein phosphorylation. NCBI's taxonomy places the organism in Eukaryota, Viridiplantae, Streptophyta, Magnoliopsida, Asterales, Asteraceae.